This is a messenger RNA of Stegodyphus dumicola, 1666 nucleotides long. RefSeq lists its product as uncharacterized. The record is from RefSeq and is a predicted model, not a curated record. Gene Ontology annotation, biological process: proteolysis; protein desumoylation. Gene Ontology annotation, molecular function: SUMO-specific endopeptidase activity. Lineage: Eukaryota; Metazoa; Arthropoda; Arachnida; Araneae; Eresidae. Gene Ontology annotation, cellular component: nucleus; cytoplasm.
UGCAGUUUCUGAUAUCUCUAAUGAAGGCUCUCAUGGAUCUAAUAGUUCAACUUUACCUAGGAAUACUGCUGUUAAAAGAACGCCAAUAAGUGUGCCAGUUGCCAAAAAGAAAUGUAUAAAAAGAUCCCCGACUGUGGAACAAGCAAAAAAAGUUUUACCCUCUCCCGAAGUUAGCACUUUAAGUUCUUCUGAUGAAGCUUCACCUAAAAAGGAACCACAAUUUUUUCCUUUGAAGGGUUUAACACCUGGAUUAACUAUAACACCUGUAGCUGCCAGUACGCCGCGUAUUGCCACACCUGUGAUCAACAAAAGUGCAGAAUCAACACCAAUGAAAGAGAAAGUGGUUAUUUGUCCAUCAUGUAAGCAUUGUUCACGCAAUCCAAAUGUCUGUGAUUCUUGCAAGAAUGAAAUUACUGGUGCUGCUGUAUAUCAGUUAAAUACAGAUAGAGCUGAAAAAGUUGCUGUUCCAUUUGUAGUUACAAAAAAUUACGUAACAACAACUGAACAAAUUUAUUAUCAUGUCAAGAAUCCCACUCAAGCUGCACUUCUAUGUCAAAAUCAAAGUUUCCAUUUCCAGCAGUUAGUAGCUGUGCAAGGAAAUGAAGCUGCUCCUGUUAUCCGAGUUGGUGCUGCUAAGCCAAAAGCUCGCCCAAAAGCUAAACGUAGGUGUAUUGAACCAGCAGUAUGUGUCACCAUAUCAUCUGAUGAUGAAGAAGAAUCUGUGCAAGAAUCUUUCAUGCCUGAAAAUGAAGAAACAUCAUCAAGUGCGCAUUUUUACCAAUUAGAAAUGGAAGGUGAUAAGUCUAGAUUGUCCACCAGCCCUUCAGAUUUAAUUCAAGAUGAAAACAUGGAAGCUGAUGAACCACAAUUUCCUGGUGUUACAAAUAUUAAUAUGAGGCCUAAUGAAGAUGACGUUGAGUAUGAAGAAGAGGAAGAGGAGGAGGAAGAACCUGAUGAGGAAGAAAUGGAUGGUAUGGAUGUAGAAGAAGAGGAAGAUAUGGAAGAGGAAGGGGAGGAGGAGUGUUCUGAAGAGGAGGAGGAAGAGGAAGAAGAGGACGUUCCUCCUGAAGAGGAAACAGGUCAUGAUGGACAAUUGCAACUUAGAAUGCCUCUUACUGUGAAAGUAUUUAAUGUAGAUCAUCCCUUGAAAUGCCGUAGUAUAAGAAUUGGGUCAUUGAAAGUUCAUCCGAAGGGUCCGCUGUCGUAUGUGCCAGUCCAUUUGUCUAGUGAUGGUAUUGCAUUCGAAGCUCCAACUCUUACUAAUCCUGAAAAGUUUAAUAAUGUGCUAAUAACAGCAAAUGAUGUUGCUUAUAUGCUAGUUCAUUUUGGAAAGUGUUUACCAAUUGUAUUUGUAUUUACCACUCGAAGCUUCGGUGAAUCCAUGAGGAACCUGCUUUGUAUGUCGGAAGAUGAUUAUCGUUAUUUUGAUCCCGAUUCAAACGAUGACAAACAGAAAAAGAUAACACUUUUGAUUGAUUCCAUGACUGAAGAUCAGCGUAGAUAUUUACGCUAUGGUUUUUCUGGAGAUAAUAAGAUUAAAGAGAUAGAUCAGAAAACAGCCAAUGAAAUAUUAGUUAGAUCAACUCCUAAUCAGUUACCACCUGGGAAAUAUACAAUAUAUACUCAUGCAGCUAUCCAGCAUGAAAGUGCAUCACCUGUGUUACAA